GUUUUGCAUGGACAGUGAUGAAAUUAUAUGAUCAAUGUUCAUGAGAGAUACCUGUCAGAUGAUCACUCAUCUUACACUGGCAGAGCCUAAGCGCCAAGCGCUCUUGGACUGCAUGACUCCGCCACUGGACAUGCGUUAAAAUUGCUGUAUUUUCAUCGGCUCCACCCUGUCACGGGCCGUCCGCCUAAUACAAUAGCUAGUAUUAAAGCCAUGCUAUCUUAAUCCCGUAGCAUCUCAUCCUGCCAGUGUUUUCCAUCGAAUCAUGCUCAACUUCCCUUGGGCUCGACGUGUCCUACUACCUCGAACUGGCACGCAGAAAGAGAGAACGCCGUUUCUCGAACGAAGGCUUGGGGUAUGGCGCAUACUGAUCGCCGCUGAUGAAUCAUCAUCAUUCAGGCUCCCCAAUCUUCAAUGGGACCUUGUAUCGACACACGUCCCCCUCUUGACUCGCGCAUACAAGGAUUUUCACUCUGUCAGUCCAAAACUGUUUUGGCUCCUAAUGGUUACAAACCUCUGGUAUGCGAUUGAGGACCCACUGUCCCUCUAUUUCUCAAACCGCCUUUUACUUCUCAUUCAACGCUCUGUUUUGGAAGGCAAGAUUCACACGAGUCUCGACAAAGAUCUAUGUAUAGCCAUCAUCGCUCGAGCUUCAUGCUCCGCGUUCAGCGGAUUUGUGCAGUGGACUUCUAAUGGUGUCAAGGAUCGAUACCGCACGCUUGUCUGUUACCGAUUUCAAGAGUUGUUACUGCGAGCAAAUCUCGCUCGUGACAUUGAGGCGUCCCAAGAUAACGAGGCAGGUCUUACAGUCAACACUAGGCAAGUGUUUUACUGCCUUGUACGAUUGCUCGAUCUUGGGAAGGAGAUUAUUUCGUUUCUGCUCCAAUUGCGAUUAUUGCUGCAUCUCCUAGGCUCCGAAUUUGCGAGUGCUGGACUUGCCUCGAUUUUAAUGUGUUUUUUGCCCCUGAUCUUGGAGAAUAUGUGGGACAAUGAACUCUGGAACAAAGCUUACGUGAAACAGGCAGUCAAUGACGACUACCUGCGGCAAGAGGCCUUGACUUCACUUGCGAAACACACAUACAAAGCUGAGGUGAUGGGAGGCAAUUUAUCAGGUUAUCUUUUAAAUGAGUACCAGAAGGUGCACGACGCACUUAGUCACAUACCUAACGGAGAAGUCGAGGAUCUGUGGAAAACAUCAACGACCGCUCUGCCUAGUAUCUUCUCGAACCUCUGCAAUGACGGACCCAUGCUCUAUAUUGGGCUUUUGGCUCUCAUGAAUCCAAGUCAGGUAUCUGUUGUUCAGCUAGCUAUGCUAGAACAAGCUGCCACGCGUCUCCGAUACACGUUUUCUUUCUCCAAGCACAUCAUUAGCCUUUAUCCGACUGAAUUGGCCGGCUUGAAGAAUUUCUACAGACUUCUCGAUCUUAAGAACAAGAUGAAAGACGGCUGUAUGCCGUAUUCACCGGCAGCUGGUUCUUUAGGUCUCUCGUUAGAAGUUCGAAACGUAUCGUUUAAUUAUCCCGGUGCCAAGUCUGAAAGAGAUGCAUUGAAGGAAGUUUCUUUUUCGAUAAAAGCAGGUCAAUUGGUAGUCAUCGUCGGCGCAAACGGCUCAGGAAAAUCGACCAUACUCAAGCUCCUGACUCGCUACUACGACACUACCUCAGGCACUGUCUUGAUCGAUGGAAAUCCCAUCCAAGAUUAUCGAAUUGCAGACUUGCGGUCUGUGACAGCUAGUCUAACGCAGGAGCACACCUUAUUCCCUCUCUCUAUGAGCGAGAACAUCGGGAUCGGGUCACCAGCAUCUGUAACAAAUCUUGACAAGAUUGCCCAAGCAGCGAAGUUAGCUGGUGCUAAGGACGUCAUCGAGAACUUCACCGACGGAUAUGACACUGUCCUCGAACCUGUCAAGACUGCCCAGCUUAGCUAUACAGGGAGGGGGAACGAGGACCUGAAAAAUGAGUACGAGAAGAUGGAGAAAACAACAAACGUGUCUGGCGGAGAGAAACAAAGACUAGUCGCCUCCCGGACGUUUAUGCGUAUGCUGUCCGAAGAUAUCAAGUUUGUUAUAGUCGACGAGCCAAGCUCUGCUCUUGACCCAGGAGGCGAAUACGAACUAUUCAAGCAGCUGAGGGAGGCACGCAAAGGAAGAACCAUGAUAUUCGUCACGCACCGUUUUGCGCAUCUCACCAAGUUUGCCGAUCUCAUCUUGUGUAUGAAGGGAGGAAGUGUGAUUGAGAUGGGAACGCACCAAGAACUGUUGAACCAUCAGGGAGAGUAUGCUCACUUAUAUAAUGUCCAAGCGCAAGCUUUUACUUGAGACUUACCGAACCAUCAAGGAUAGCCCUCAUAAAAUUCAAGUUAGUAUACGUCGGCAAAUGGGAUUAUGCUACGCAACAAUGAUAGUCACUUCCGUACAACGCAAAAUAGAUUAUAAAACCUGUAUAUCGCAGUCCCACAAAUGACUGACGGUCCUCAAA
This is a messenger RNA of Suillus discolor, 2474 nucleotides long. Its product is annotated as P-loop containing nucleoside triphosphate hydrolase protein. The record is from RefSeq and is a predicted model, not a curated record. Gene Ontology annotation, biological process: transmembrane transport. Gene Ontology annotation, molecular function: ATPase-coupled lipid transmembrane transporter activity; ATP hydrolysis activity; ATP binding. The transcript has 13 exons. NCBI's taxonomy places the organism in Eukaryota, Fungi, Basidiomycota, Agaricomycetes, Boletales, Suillaceae. Bases 263 to 2314 code for a protein of 683 amino acids.